Sesamum indicum (sesame) is the source of this 918-nucleotide messenger RNA. NCBI's taxonomy places the organism in Eukaryota, Viridiplantae, Streptophyta, Magnoliopsida, Lamiales, Pedaliaceae. The record is from RefSeq and is a predicted model, not a curated record.
UGCUUGACCCACCUCAGCGAGUCCCUGGAGGACCCUUUGAGGAACUUGCAGAAUUGGACCAAAGCCACCUUCGCCAACCCCUGUCAGGGAUUCACCUCCUUCCUCCAGGGCGCCACCUGCAAUAAUGGCCGCAUCUACAAACUCUCUCUCCCAAACCUCUCUCUCAAGGGCACCAUCUCUCCCUACAUCUCCAACUGCACCAAUUUGCAGGCCCUCGACCUCUCCUCCAACUCCCUCACCGGCCCGAUUCCCCCUGACCUUCAGUACUUAGUCAAUUUGGCCGUCCUCAAUCUCUCCUCCAACCGCCUCUCCGGCCCGAUUCCCCAGCAAUUGGCCUUGUGCGCUUAUUUGAACGUCAUCGAUCUCCACGAUAACCGGUUCUCAGGCCCUAUUCCACAGCAGCUCGGGCUUUUGGUAAGGCUCUCGGUUUUCGAUGUGUCGAACAACAAGCUUUCCGGGCCCAUACCCGCUUCCUUGAGUAACCGGAGCCGGAACUUGGCCCGCUUCAACGCCUACGAAGGGUACCCUUUGCCGCCGUUGAGGAGUAGAGGGCUCUCGAUUCUGGCCAUUGUGGGAAUCGGGCUGGGGAGCGGGCUCGUGAGCUUGGUGCUCAGCUUCACUGCGGUUUGUAUUUGGUUGAGAAUCACUGAGCAGAAAUUGGAAAAUGAGGACGGCAAAAUCAGUCAGCUCAUGCCUGAUUAUUGAGAGACUGAUUAUUUUCGCAAUUAUACUGAAAUUCAAAUAGUUUUAGAGUAGUAAUUUUGCAGGUACGUUGUGUGUUGUGUUCCUCUGUUUUUUUCCUCCUCCUUUCCAUCUUUUUUUAGUUUGUAGUAUUCUUUUUCUUGAUAAUUAUUAUUGUUCAGUAAAAAUGUGUAUAUAAUUGAAUGAAGUAAUUACAUUAUGAGUUUGCAGGUACGU